AUGGCCCCUACACGGUCUGCUUCGGGCUGCCCGCAGGCGACGGCUUCGACUGCCAGCCAGAGGCUGGCUUUCAGAUCCUCCUUCGAGGAGCCUGGGCGGCGGGCAUCCGUGCGGGAGGUCAGCGCGUCGAACUUCCAGGCGUUCUACGACAUGUCGGUCGUCACGGCUCAGGAGUCGGCCGCGAACAUGGCCUCCAUCGUUCUCGUUGUCUUGGUCAUGCUGGGUUUUGGUAUGCUGAUGAGUAACAGCAUCAGCGUCGUAGCUCUGGCUCCCCUGGAGCGCAUGUUGAGCGUGGUGAGGGGGCACUGCAAGCAGAUCUUCAAGUUCGCUGCGGGCAUCCAGGAGGACACCGUGCCCGAGGACGACACGCGGGCAGACGACAACGAGUUCCAGUUGCUGGAGGACGUGAUCGCCAAGCUCGCCGCCAUCGUCUCGCUCUCGACGAAGAACGGGGAGCCUCAGGUCACCAAAGACAUGAAUGAGGAGGACGUUGUCCAGCUCCACUGGAUGCAGGGCGGCACCGCGCCCAAGCUGUCGCACCAGUCUCAUCACGGCAGUGCCGGGAGCGUGGCCUCAAAUUCGCUCCGAGCUGCUACGUCGACAGUCACAGUGGCCUCGUCGAGACCGUCGAAUGCCCCAUCCUCAAACGAUGCGGAGGAGAGGUCCCUCAAUGACUCGACGACCAGGGCAUCUGGAGCGCGCCCCAGGCUGGGACGAUCGCCGACAGGGAUCAUGGAGUGCGUCUCGGUCGAUGUGGUUGCCUCCCUCGACUCGGCCCACUGCAACGUGCUGGACUGGGGAAAAGAGCUGCAGCUCGGGGUCUGCGGGUACAUUAUUGCACACAAGGCGGGCUGCGCUGACUGGGUCUGCAUCAACGUCGAGAGCCAGACGUUGUUCAAGUUCAUUUCGGCCGUAGAGCAGGGGUACCCGCCAAAUCCCUUUCACAACUUCUCCCACGGUGUCGACGUGCUCUACUCCGUGGCGAGAUUCCUGCAGCUGAUCGAGGCGGGCAGGUUCUUCACCGAGGUGAUGCAGUACCUCUUGCUUGUCGCUGCCCUGGCGCACGAUGUCGGGCACCUUGGGGUGAACAACCAGUUCUUGAUGGAGACCUCUCACGAGCUCGCCAUCAAGUACAACGAUAGGUCACCGAUGGAAAUGAUGCAUUGUUCGAAAUUGUUUCACAUCGUGAGGGACCCUUCUUGUGAUAUCUUCAACAAGAUCGAGAAAACCUUAUACAAGGAAAUGCGGAAACACAUCAUCGACGGCAUCCUGCACACAGACAUGACGCACCACGUCCCUAUGGUCAAGGACCUAGGGCUGCUCUACCAGAUGAACUCGGACGCUUUUGAUCGGCUGGACCCUGGCUCCGUGGUGAACGACGACUCACCUCACAUUGUCCAGACUGUGAUGAACGCGCUCCUGCACUGCGCUGACAUUUCCAACCCGAUGAAGCCGUGGGAGCUCUGCCACAGAUACGCCGACAUGGUCCUCGACGAGUUCUUCGCCCAGGGCGACAAGGAGAGGGAGCUUGGCGUGCCCGUGCAGUUCCUGAACGACCGUGCGAAGGUCAACCGGCCCAACUCCCAGAUCGGCUUCAUCGAGUUCGUGAUCGCCCCAAUGUGCGAGGUCUGUGUCCAGCUGUUCCCCCAACUGAGCGGCCUCUCCGACGACUUGGGCCACAACAUAAAGAGGUGGAGCGACAUGUGGCAGGCCGGGUCGAGUCUGGAGCAGGCCGAGAUCGACAAGGUCAACGCACGGGUCCAGAAGGUGGUCCUGCGCUGCAAGGACCUGCGACACACAGGGGCCGGCGGCAUCGCGAUCGCUGAGCCGCCCUGA
This is a messenger RNA of Prorocentrum cordatum, 1836 nucleotides long. The record is from the annotation of a GenBank genome assembly. NCBI's taxonomy places the organism in Eukaryota, Dinophyceae, Prorocentrales, Prorocentraceae.